Alnus glutinosa is the source of this 3205-nucleotide messenger RNA. Its product is annotated as potassium transporter 11-like. The transcript is spliced from 9 exons. Lineage: Eukaryota; Viridiplantae; Streptophyta; Magnoliopsida; Fagales; Betulaceae. Gene Ontology annotation, molecular function: potassium ion transmembrane transporter activity. The record is from RefSeq and is a predicted model, not a curated record. Gene Ontology annotation, cellular component: membrane. Bases 394 to 2754 code for a protein of 786 amino acids. Gene Ontology annotation, biological process: potassium ion transmembrane transport.
CUUCUCUGUUUUUGCUUUGAAAUAUGUGAGAUGAUCUGGAGCUGUGUGAUAGGCAAUUGGGGUUUUCUGUAUUCUUUUUCAUCUUAUUUAUAUCACUAUAUGAGCUUGUUUGCAUUGAGUUAAAGUCCCAAGCUUUGGUUUUGGUUCAUUUUAAACUUGUUGCCACUUUAUUGGUGGGUUUAGCAGCUCAUUGUGGGGGCAUAGAUUUGAUCGAAGUAAGCGUCAAGUUUAUACAAGUGGACUUCAGUGUUCUAUUGGAUUGGGGAACUGGAUUGGGGAACUAAGUUGAUGUACAAUUUUUGUGGCCUUCAUUUUAGACAAAAUAUUUAAAGGAUGAGAAAGUGUAUCCAGAGAGAUUAACUGGUGGAAAAAGGAAGAAUCAUUUGAACUGAGAUGCAAAUGGCUUCAAGAGUGCAGACUGAUGAAGACGCUGGUGAAAGAAGUAAAGUGUGGAUUUUGGAUCAGAAGCUUGAUCAGCCCAUGGAGGAGGAAGCUAAGAGGCUUAGAAACAUGUACAAGGAAAAGAAAUUUUCAGCAUCAAUGGUUCUUCAACUUGCAUUCCAAAGCCUUGGAGUAGUCUACGGAGAUUUGGGCACGUCUCCCUUGUAUGUUUUCUACAACACAUUUCCUUCUCGAAUUGAAGACCCAGAGGAUGUGAUUGGAGCUUUAUCAUUGAUUAUAUAUUCCCUUAGUCUUGUUCCACUCCUCAAAUACGUUUUUAUUGUUUGUAGAGCAAAUGACAAUGGUCAAGGUGGAACAUUUGCUCUUUAUUCUCUACUUUGUCGGCAUGCAAACAUAAAGAUUAUUCCUAACCAAGAUCGGACUGAUGAGGAACUAACAACUUAUAGCCGUUCUGUAUUCCCUGCUGAACAGUCAUUUGCUGCAAGAACCAAAAGAUGGUUGGAGGGAAAUGCAUUCAAGAAAAAUGCACUUCUUGUUCUUGUACUUAUUGGGACUUGCAUGGUGAUUGGGGAUGGGAUCCUGACUCCAGCUAUAUCAGUUCUAUCUGCUGUUGGUGGGAUAAAUGUGGGCCACCCCGUGAUAAAUAAUGAUGUAGUUGUGCUUGUUGCUGUUGCUAUAAUAGUAGGUUUAUUUAGCAUGCAACACUAUGGUACAGAUAAAGUUGGUUGGUUAUUUGCUCCAGUUGUUCUUGUUUGGUUUCUCUUAAUUGGAGGUAUUGGCAUGUUCAAUAUUUGGAGAUAUGAUAGCAGUGUCUUGAAAGCUUUUUCUCCAGUUUGUAUAUAUCGUUACUUUAGAAGGGGAGGGAGAGACAGCUGGACAUCCCUUGGAGGUAUUAUGCUUAGUAUAACAGGAACGGAGGCACUUUUUGCUGACCUAUCCCAUUUUCCAGUUUCAUCCAUACAGAUUGCUUUCACAGUAAUUGUAUUUCCUUGCCUUCUUUUAGCCUAUUCUGGACAAGCAGCAUAUCUUUUGAAGAACCCAGAUAAUGUCGGGGGUGCAUUUUAUCAUUCAAUUCCAGAUAGCAUAUAUUGGCCAGUGUUUCUUGUUGCAACUGCAGCUGCUGUUGUUGCAAGUCAGGCUACCAUAUCUGCAACCUUUUCAUUAGUUAAGCAGGCCCUUGCACUUGGCUGUUUCCCAAGAGUGAAAGUUGUACAUACCUCAAAGACGUUCCCUAACCAGAUAUAUAUUCCAGAUAUUAAUUGGAUCCUUAUGAUUCUUUGCAUUGCGGUGACAGCUGGAUUCAGAAAUCAAACCCAAAUUGGAAAUGCUUCUGGGACUGCAGUUGUGAUAGUCAUGCUGGUAACCACAUUUCUUAUGACUCUGAUCAUGAUACUGGUGUGGCGCUGCCAUUGGAUAAUUGUGCUGAUCUUCACUGGAUUAUCACUGGUUGUGGAGUGUACUUACUUCUCUGCUGUACUACUGAAGGUGAAUCAAGGUGGUUGGGUACCUCUUGUGAUUGCAGCAGCCUUUUAUAUCAUCAUGUACGUUUGGCAUUAUGGUACAGUGAAACGCUUUGAGACUGAGUUGCACAGUAAGGUUUCAAUGGCAUGGAUUCUUGGGCUUGGCCCCAGUCUAGGACUCGUCCGGGUCCCUGGGAUAGGACUUGUGUACACUGAGCUUGCAAGUGGAGUACCCCACAUCUUUUCCCACUUCAUCACCAACCUACCCGCAAUUCACUCCGUUGUUGUGUUUGUCUGUGUGAAGUACCUUCCUGUCCACAAGGUCCCAGAAGAAGAGAGGUUCCUUGUAAAGCGGAUUGGACCCAAAAAAUUUCACAUGUUCCGUUGUGUUGCAAGAUAUGGCUAUCAAGACCUCCAUAAGAAAGAUCAUGAAUUUGAGAAAAAGCUCUUUGAUAACCUCUUCCUGUUUGCUCGGUAUGAGUCCUUGAUGGAAGGGGGUUCAGACUCAGACUUGUCUGGUUUAGUUGAUGAGCAAACCGCACAGUCAGGCAACACCCUCGAGAAUGAUAAUGGCAACACAGUCUCAUCAGAGGACUCAAUUGUGCCCAUUAAUUCUUCAUCACAUGCAAGCAAUACCAUCAGGUCGUACGGUCAAGCAAGCAGCCAGAUUGAGAUUGAUGAGUUAGAAUUCUUGAAUACUUGUAGAGAUGUGGGGGUGGUGCACAUAUUGGGUAAUUCAGUAGUGAAGGCUAGGAGGGAUUCAAAGUUCUUCAAGAAGAUAGCCAUUGAUUACAUAUAUGCAUUUCUUAGGAAGAUAUGCAGGGAAAACAGUGCCAUCUUCAAUGUUCCUCAAGAGAGUCUCCUGAAUGUUGGCCAGAUAUUAUAUGUAUGAUGCGCUGGUUCUCUCCAUACUCAUUGUAAUUUGUUGAUGCCAGUAUCAACUUUGUGAGCUCUGGUGAGAAGAGGGGUAACAUUGCUCACCUUUACCAUAUCUAGAUUUAAAGGAAUAACAGUAUCCAUGGGGCUGCUAUCAAGGAUGAGGAAUCUGUCUGAGAAUAUAUAUAUUAUCUAUAAAAUACAGAUGUGAGAUACAAGCAAAUUGGCUGUAAUGAUUUCAAGUAUUCAUACCACAACAAGAAGCUUUCUGAAAAGUGGGGGUGUUCCAGAGAACAUACUGAGUUAGCGGGAUCUAUCUUUUUGUUUGUUUAUCAUCAGUUUUAGGUAUGAUUUUAACCUUUUUGUAAUCAACCAAAAGUGUUUUCGAGUGGCUGCUUGCAGCCUUGCCUUGCCUCUUGAUGUAUUGGACCUUUCUUUCUUUUAGUGAAUUUCUUAUUCAGCAAAAA